Molecule: messenger RNA, 954 nt
Organism: Acaulospora morrowiae
Lineage: Eukaryota; Fungi; Glomeromycota; Glomeromycetes; Diversisporales; Acaulosporaceae
Source: the annotation of a GenBank genome assembly
CAAUUUCUACGAAACGAUUGGCGAUGAUCAAAUGUCUUGAACCUGCUUAUGAUGUGCAGAACGAAAAAAUGGCAAACCUUGUUGAUAAAGCGAUUAACGAUUCAUCUUCAUUAACCUCUCCUGGAAAAAAGGAAGUCAAAAUGGGUGAAAUGGUAAACCCUUCGCCAGACGUCCACGAUGCUUCAAAUCUUCUAGAUAGCAUUGACUUUGCUGUUCUAGAACUUUUCGAGGCAGUGACUCCGCAAGACUGGAUUCUUGCCUUUGAAGUUUUGGAGACACAAUCUGCCAGCGUUUUGGGAUGGUAUCCGAAAAAGCAAACAAGUUCUACAUCCGACGACGAAAUUCUUAUAACAGAUAUAUUUACCACAUUACAUAGUACCGAACGAACAGGAAAUUCUGAAGAAAAUGUCCUUCGUUCUCUUCCGCUUUCAAUACAGGCACUUUUACGUAUUCACAAUGCCAUACGCAAAUGGGUGAUUCAAGAAGUUGCAUCGCCUUCAAUUGAAAUUGAGCUGCGAGCCAACAGGAUAAAUGUUUUUCUUGACAUGAUUUUGCUAAGCAGAAAACGGAUGGUUAAAUUGGAAGUUUAUCCCAAGGAAAUUGGUAAUAAUGAGUCCGAAGUAAAGAGAAGCGUCCCCUCAUUUGUCGAAAGUGCAAUAGUUAGUGCCUUAAUAAGCCCAGAAAGUAGACUAUUUACAAGAGCUUGGUCAGAAGUAACCAUAAGUCGUCACGGUAGCAUAGAAUCUCUCAAGUCCAUAUUACAAAAUGGUUUAACCAAGACUUAUCCCACUAGUUCCAACCCGGCAAUAGUACCAUGCAUUGGAUGGUUAUUCGAGAGAAUGCUGGAAAUAUGUUGCAAUAUUCCAGACAUGUCAUUUGAAUCCGAAAAAUUAAUAAAUUACGAUAAACGUCGUUACGUGUACAACCUGAUACAAAUAUUUGUUAGGCUACAAC